Molecule: messenger RNA, 2942 nt
Organism: Sander lucioperca (pikeperch)
Lineage: Eukaryota; Metazoa; Chordata; Actinopteri; Perciformes; Percidae
Gene: pnocb
Product: prepronociceptin b
Exons: 3
Coding region: 282-1079 (265 amino acids)
Biological process (GO): sensory perception; neuropeptide signaling pathway; chemical synaptic transmission
Cellular component (GO): neuronal cell body; axon terminus; dendrite
Molecular function (GO): opioid receptor binding
Source: RefSeq, a predicted model, not a curated record
AGCUGCCAUAAACCUCGGCAGAGAAACCCCCCCCCCACACUCUCUUCUGGUUUCACAUCAUUGGGUUUCAUUGUGGAGGAGGACGGUAAAAAAUCAGCUGCAUGAGAUGGAGAGGAGUCCAGGACUUCAACAUGAACGGCGGAUAUGAUCUGAAUAAUGGCUGGACCAGAUCCCAUAGGCUUUAUCUCCCAGAUUCUCCAGCUGUUGACCCUUGUGUUAGACUCUUCUGUUGUACCUGCCUGGGCUCCUGUUUGUCCCUGCCUGCUUGGCUGUGCUGAGUGAUGAAGAUCCCUCUGUGGAACCUGGUGGUGUUGCUGGCAUGUCGCUUCACCCCUGGACGCAGUGACUGCCAAGGGGACUGUGUGGCCUGUAGCUUGGUCUUUCAGCAGCAGCAGCAGAUGCAGCAAGCCUUCAACACCAUGGUGUGUUUGUUGGAGUGUGAGGGUCAUGUCUCCUCUUCGCUCACAUGGGAGGUGUGUAGACGUGCCGUCAAGCUAUCGCACUAUCCCGCGCUGUCGGAGCAAGACGCUCUGUUCAAGAGAGCAGGACAGGAGUUGGAGCUCACUUCUCUGGAUCUGAACUCUGACAGUGAACUGCUGCAGUCGGUGGCCGCGGAGCCCUUCCAGGAGGGGGAGCGGGAUGAGGCGCCUUUUGAGCCGCGCAGUGCCCAGUAUGACACAUCUCUGCCGGAAUCCUCCUCCGAGGAGGGGGAGGGCCUGCGGGGUCUGGAUCUCAGCGUGGCGGACGCAGAGAGGAAGCCGAGGGACGAGAGGAACGCGGGGAGCGACAGCCAGCCGGAAGGGGACGAGGAUGACGCCUUUGAGGCCGUCACCUUAUCCAAACGCUUUGGUGGCUUUCAGAGGGGGCGCCACGCGUACAGGAAGCUGAUCGGCUCGGCCGUGAGACCCCUACAAAAGCGCUACGGCGGCUUCAUAGGCGUCCGGAAAUCUGCCCGCAAAUGGAACAGUCAGAAGCGAGUGAACCAGCUGCUCAGGCAGUACCUGGGCAUGAGGAGCAGCCGCAGCGGCAGGUUCAACAACAUCCCUGUUACUCGCGUGUGGAGGCAAAACAAACUGUAACGCAUCUACGUCGCUCUCCCUGCUCCCAGUUACCUCAACCAGAUCAUGUUUUCAGCAUCUCACUCCGCAUUUGAAGCGUGACGUCACCGUCGUCAUCCAAAAAGAACAGACUCCGCCAAUCUCGCCACGCCUCUUUUGGUGUCUCUAAUUAUCAAGGAAUGUUUUUGACCGUGAUGUCCUUCUUAUUAAGUAUAUUUUCACGCCAUUCUAUCAAAUAAAAGAAUUAGAGAAGUGCAAUUGGAUAUAUUUUUUUUUUGUGUGUCGGUAUAAUAAAAAAAAGGGGCCAAAUGAGAUUGGAAAACUGGUUCACUGCAAGCUUUUCACCAGAGGUGAGACCUGAGGGUGUGACAUUUAAAACUCAUGUUGAAUGCACUUUCAUGCAUGCGUGGACGGCUUUUUGUUGUUGUUGCACUCUGUAGUUUGUGUUACUAAUGUCAAGCUCUCAUGUAAUGGACCCAUUCGUUACUGCAUAGGCUUCCCCUUUUAAAAAAUGGGAUUUUGGGACGAGACAAAUCAUACACAAUUAUUAUUAUUAUAAUCAAGAAUCAAAUUGGAAGGGAACCAGCACUUUUCUUUCAAGAUGGUUCAGCCAGAUGGUAGGACAGUGACGAAGCACAAAUUACUGUUAACUACUGAUCUACGAAUCUCAUUUACUGCUCAAGGAACUUAAUUAAUUAAACACAACGUGUGCAAAAUUGGUUUUCUGAACUUUAAAAAUCACCGAAACUUUGCAUCCCUACGCAAAAAUAAGCCGUGUUCCCAUCGCUUAGUUCUGAGUUAAUAUUAUUCAGCGGGGGGAGGGGUCUCAAUGUUAACCUUGCAAGUGAUGAGUUUCUCUCAAAGGAAUGAGCAGCAGGUUGGCAGACUCCCCGAGGCUCCUUUCAGUGGAACUAUACUGUCCUCUAGUGUUUGAGGAACAAACAUGUUGCCCAUUUGGAUACUGACUUGGGAUCAGUUGUGUCGUGUCCUUAAUAAUAUUUUAUGGAAUUCUUUGGAUUAUUCUGCAAUUACAGUCAAAUUAGAAAUUGACAUAAGAUGUCAAAUAUACAAAUACGCUUAAUUCAUGGCUGAUAUUUAGAUGGUCUUCACAGUCAAACUGAAAGAUCAUGACAAAACCUGAGGAAACUAGUGUCUAUUUAUUAAUAGUAUUAAUAGUGCCUGUAUGACAGCUCCUGGCUCAUCAUAGUUGCCAACCAUCUAAGAUACUGUACAAAAAUGAAUUGUGUGGGGAGGGUGGCUGAAACUUAGAUUUCACUUUUUAGAAAAGCAAAGCCUUCUGAAGUGUUAUAAAUGAUUUCUUUUUUUUUGGACCCUCCCAUUGAACAGCACCCUCCCUCCAAUAUCUCAAAAAAUGAUUUCACUGUUAAAUGCUAAAGGAAAGCAAAGUGUGAAAAUUGUAGGACAAUUCAUUAUACCUUAAUUUAACCCAUAAUAUGUGAAUCGAAGAACAAUGUUUAUUGCCAUAAAUGUGCACCUUAGAAGUGGAUUUAUAAAUUGCCAAUUUUGCAACAAAUUACACAAUGUGGAAUAUCACUGCCACUCAAUUUAAAACAAAAGAUCUUUCCGAAGAAAACAUUUGCACAUCCAACAAUUCUUAGAUGCAGGUGUGUUAAAAUAUCACACCAGACUUGAAAAAAGUAGAUAUUAACAGUGGUGUAGUAAUGUAUUGUAGUAGGUAUACUGAACUGUAUAUUCAUAUUGGCCAGAAUCUACCUUUGGGGGACGGAGGGGGGGCAUAUCAUAGUGGAGGGUUCUGGGUGUCCUCCCCCAGGAAAGUUUGGAGCAUCAACGACUUCAUUUUCUGCAUUUGGAUACACUUUCAUGCACCAAUUUACGAUGGGAACACCUUUUUUUUAGCCUAUG